Messenger RNA from Hipposideros armiger (great roundleaf bat), 1880 nucleotides. RefSeq names its product caspase 3 (gene CASP3). The record is from RefSeq and is a predicted model, not a curated record. Lineage: Eukaryota; Metazoa; Chordata; Mammalia; Chiroptera; Hipposideridae. Gene Ontology annotation, molecular function: cysteine-type endopeptidase activity. The coding region runs from base 170 to 1000 and encodes 276 amino acids. Gene Ontology annotation, cellular component: cytoplasm; death-inducing signaling complex. The transcript has 8 exons. Gene Ontology annotation, biological process: neuron differentiation; proteolysis; positive regulation of neuron apoptotic process.
GGUGGUCCCUGCUCUGGAGCUCCCCGCUACCCUUUGCAGGCGGCGGAAAUCGAGCUGGAGCUGAGAGAGAGUCGUUGGCUUUUGUGUGGGUGCUGUUCGAGAUACCACCUUAGGACCUCAGGUGAGGGGAAAACAGACCCCUCCCUCACAAACAUUAAUAAAAGCAUCCAUGGAGAACACUGAAAACUCAGUGGAUGCAAAAUCCAUUAAAAAUUCAGAAACAAAGAUUUUACAUGGAAGCAAAUCAAUGGACUCUGGAAUAUCCUUGGACGAUAGUUACAAAAUGGAUUAUCCUGAAAUGGGUUUAUGUAUAAUAGUCAAUAAUAAGAACUUUCAUAAAAGUACUGGAAUGGCAUCUCGGUCUGGUACAGAUGUAGAUGCAGCAAACCUCAGGGAAACAUUCAUGAACUUGAAAUACGAAGUCAGGAUUAAAAAUGAUCUCACAUGUGAAGAAAUUAUGGAUUUGAUGCAGAGUGUUUCUAAAGAAGAUCAUAGCAAGAGGAGCAGUUUUAUUUGUGUGCUUCUAAGCCAUGGUGAUGAAGGAAGAAUUUUUGGAACAAAUGGACCUGUUGACCUGAGAAUAUUAGCAAGUUUUUUCAGAGGGGAUUAUUGUAGAAGUCUAACUGGAAAACCCAAACUUUUCAUUAUUCAGGCCUGCCGAGGUACAGAGCUAGACUGUGGAAUUGAGACCGACAGCGUUGAGGAUGACAUGGCGUGUCAGAAAAUACCAGUUGAGGCAGAUUUCUUGUAUGCAUACUCUACAGCACCUGGUUACUAUUCGUGGCGAAAUUCAAAGGAUGGAUCCUGGUUCAUCCAGGCGCUUUGCGCUAUGCUGAAACAGCACGCUCAGAAGCUUGAGCUUAUGCACAUUCUUACUCGGGUUAACAGAAAGGUAGCAACAGAAUUUGAGUCUUUUUCUUUUGACUCUACUUUUCAUGCAAAGAAACAGAUUCCUUGCAUUGUGUCUAUGCUCACAAAAGAACUGUAUUUUUGUCACUAAAGAAAUGGAUGGUUUUUUUUUUUAUUUGUGUGCCUAGUGAGGAAAUGGUGUAACUGAUCACUGUAUUUUCUCCUCAUUUAAAUCCAAUCUAAUACUACAGGUAGUACUUUGAAACAUGCCACUUUCAUAGCAAUAGGGCUACUAUGAAGCUACCUCAAACUCAGAAUCAGGUAGUUGAAAUUGAAUUUAAUUAGGAAUAAAUAAAUGAAUAGUGGUACAAUCAUUAUGAGAGGAAGUGAUUGUAAAUUAACAGCUCUUGUAAUUAGCAAGUUUUAGUGAUGCUGUGCUAUGAAUUAUCUAGAAAUUAUGGAAAAAAUUAUGCAUUGUAGUAAUGAAUUUCAGUGAUAUUGAUAUGCUCUCACUUAAGAAUAUGCAUUCUAGUUUUUGUCAACCUAUGGAAACAAUGAUGUGAAAUCAUGUAUCCUAGACUUUAAGGAUCCAUGUGCAUGAUCAAAGGCUUGAAGACUUUGAGUUUAGAAUUUGGAGAUAAAUCAGAUGUAUUUUUAGUUCAUUUAUCUGAGUGUGUGGUUUUGUAGUAUGAGUCCUGAGCAUGACUUUGUUGUAAAAAAUCAUGUUUAAUACUGAAAAAAGAAACUAAACAUUUUACUUGAAAGUGUGAGCAAAAUAAGUUGACUCUCUUAAGGCAAAACGGAACAUUAACAGAGGGAGACAGAGUUAGAAGUAUAAGGUGCUAAAAGGCAGUUCACCCACCAGCAGAUAUAUCCUAUCGUUUGUCCCUGUGCAAGCUGCUGAGCCUCACACACCAGCAAAAUAUCUGAGGUUUUGUUAGGUAAAAACCUCAAACGGUUGAUCAAACUGAUAGCGUUAUGAAUUUUAAAAAUUCUAUAGGAACAUACUGAAAUACAGCUUACAUGAUAAA